AUGAGUGGGAAAAUGAUGAUCUACAAGCUAGUGGUGCUAGGAGAUGGAGGUGUAGGAAAGACGGCAUUGACCAUUCAGCUCUGUCUGAAUCACUUCGUCGAGACCUACGACCCAACAAUUGAAGACUCCUACCGCAAACAGACGGUCAUCGAUGACCAACCUUGCAUGCUAGAGGUACUGGACACUGCAGGGCAGGAAGAGUAUACGGCAUUGAGGGAUCAAUGGAUUAGAGAGGGAGAGGGAUUCUUGCUCGUCUACUCGAUUGCUUCCCGUGCCACCUUUGAGAGGGUGGAGAGAUUCAGGUCACAAAUCUCGCGAGUGAAAGAUCAAGAGCCUACAAAUGUCCCCAUCAUGCUGGUCGGAAACAAGAGCGACAAGGUCAACGAACGUGAAGUUGGCAUCGAGGAAGGGAAAGCUCUGGCACGCCGUCUCGGCGUCGGCUUCGUGGAGACUUCGGCAAAGACGUGCGUCAAUGUGGAAAAGGCCUACUACACCGUAGUGCGCCAGAUUAGGGAGCUGAGAGGAGAGACGGCCCUCAAGGCAGGCAAGCCCGUCGGGCAGAAGAAGAAGAAGGGAUGCACAAUUCUCUAG
Messenger RNA from Microstroma glucosiphilum, 591 nucleotides. Its product is annotated as putative small G-protein Ras2. Gene Ontology annotation, biological process: signal transduction. Bases 1 to 591 code for a protein of 196 amino acids. Gene Ontology annotation, molecular function: GTPase activity; GDP binding; GTP binding. Gene Ontology annotation, cellular component: plasma membrane. The transcript has 3 exons. Lineage: Eukaryota; Fungi; Basidiomycota; Exobasidiomycetes; Microstromatales; Microstromataceae. The record is from RefSeq and is a predicted model, not a curated record.